Anopheles arabiensis is the source of this 807-nucleotide messenger RNA. RefSeq lists its product as uncharacterized. The transcript is spliced from 4 exons. The record is from RefSeq and is a predicted model, not a curated record. The coding region runs from base 237 to 755 and encodes 172 amino acids. NCBI's taxonomy places the organism in Eukaryota, Metazoa, Arthropoda, Insecta, Diptera, Culicidae.
UUAUCAUUGUCACUUGUUAGAUGAUAGGCAUCGUGUUUGAGUGGUUUCCCUAUCUGUGGAGUUGUCCCUUCUUAUCGAAAGACGCCGAUCUACAAUGCAAUUAGUUUCCGUUUAAUUUCCACUCAAACGGUGCGCCAUCACAACGAGCUAGGUACCGACGAAGUGAGCAGCAGUAGUAUUCCCGAGGAUGGUUUCCGAGAAGCUUGCGUGAAAAUUAAAUUCAAGCAGUUUAUAGAAUGUUGCAGACCGGGGCUGAAUUUGUGCUUUCUCCUGUUGGCGUGGCAAAAAUAGUGUCCCUACUGUGCAUGAUUGUUGGUGGUAUGAUUUUCAUCACUGCCGGAGAUUGCGUGGAGUCCAGAGUUUGGAAUGUUACUUACAUUACCAUUACUACAGCCAGUGCGCUUCUAACGAUGGUUUCAUACUCAAGCUUUGCGCUGAAUUUAAUACGCACGGAUCGUGGACUUAGAACGCAGCACAUCUCCGUGCUGGCCGUAUCUUACAUCGUCUUCUUCUUUCUUUUGAUCGUAUCGAUCAUCACGAUGACGCAGUGCACUCGUGCGGUGCAAGUGGUGCAAAAAAUACCCGAGCCGUUAACUAUGAUAGCCGCCUUACUGCUGGCCGUUAGUGGAACCGUUUUGUUUCUUCGAUGGAGAACGACGGUCCAGACGGAGGAGCUGCAGUUACACGCGAGUGAGCGAAACAUUUCCGAUAUUCGUACCACUCCGAGCGAGCCACGAAAAUCCGUCAUGGUGUAAUUAAUCUCACGUACUGCUGUUAACUUUAUUUUACCAUACAAAUCGUACCUUA